AUGCAGAUGAAAACAGAAAUUUUUCCAUCGUCAUUCACUGGUGGAAAUCGUCGGAUUGAAUUGACUGGAACCGAUCUAUGGAUUACUCCACGUAUUGAUAAUGUUUUCGUAUAUCCAGGUGACUUAGAUCUCAAUCGUUUGAAAGACGCACUCAGUCACAUUCUGGCAUUAUGGCCUUUAGUUUGCGGUCGUUUACUCCUACACGAUGAAGAGCAUUAUAUCAUUGAAAUGUCUGACAAAGCCGUACCAGUUACAAUUCUUGAUAAUACAGAAUUAAUACAAUGGCCUCUUAACUCUAAUGUGGUACGGGACAAUGUCGAAGGUCAAUUGCAACCUUUUCUUGACGAAGUACAAACUACGAAACUAUGGCAUGGUUGUCCAAAUGAACCACUUUUCCGUGUGAAAAUCACUCGGCUUGUACGAAGUGAUGAAUGGGUGCUCGGCACAAGUUGGGCACAUGUUCUUGGAGAUGCCUGUGCUUGCUUGAAUUUUCUGCAUAUGUUUUCAUGUUCCUACCAACAAAUCGAACUUCCGGCACUAUUACCUAGUUUUGAACGCCGCCUAUGGUCAAAAAAUGAAGUUGAUCGAUCAUUAUUACCUGCCAUGCGACAUUUAUGUGACGCUCUAUCGACUGAACAAAUUCAAGAAAAAAUGACGAUCGAACAAGAGACGCAUGUUCAAUUAAAUAUACAUUUUUCUGGUAAAAUCUAUGGUGUAUUACGAGCAUGUGUUAUUGCUGAUAAUGGUGAAAGUCAUUCACAUAAAACUGGUGAAAGUCAUUAUAAUUUAUUAUCUGUUGAGAAUGGACAAAGUCAAACAUCAGAAGAAUAUCAAAUCAAUAUAGAUAUUCAAUCACUUCAAUCAGCCAAUGUUAAAUGUAUUUCAAUUGAUCCAUUUAUAAAUUCAUCGAUACCAUUUUCUCGUAUUGCUUUUGGUUUUACGCCAUUAGAAUCCAAUGAGGGUGAUACAUUAGCAUUAGAUUUUAUACGACGACCUCUAUUUGAUUUAAAUCUUCUUGUUAAAUCAGAAGCAUUAACUGCUGAUCAAAUCGCAGAAAAACUUGAUGUUUAUUUAAAAUACGAUAAACCAAAUGUGAUUAUAUUUGGAACAAAAUAUGAUGAUCAACAUACUUUAGAAGAUAAUCAUUAUGGAAUGCAACGUACAAUCAAAGAAAAUAAACCACCACGUGGUAUAGAUGAUAUUCAUAUGAAUCAAAUUGUCGGUAAAGAUGGUCAUGCUUAUCAAGAUGGAGCUUUAUUUAUUCAAAAAGAUAAUCAAGAUAAUACAUAUGUCGCUUUCUUUUUCUGUUUUGAUAGUCAAUGUACAACAGAAGAAUUAUCAAAAUAA
Molecule: messenger RNA, 1347 nt
Organism: Rotaria sp. Silwood1
Lineage: Eukaryota; Metazoa; Rotifera; Eurotatoria; Philodinida; Philodinidae
Source: the annotation of a GenBank genome assembly